UGAAAAAGCUAACUGGCUAACAAAAAAUUUCAUGAAAAUUAGAAUAUAAAUUUUAUCUUAUUCACAAUUCGUUCUGAAGCUUAAUAUGUACCACGCUUCGAGAUCGGACGUUAGCCAGAUUGACGUGUCGUAAUUUUAUCAGUUAGGUAGUCAAAAAUAUAGUACUUGUUAGACAUUUCGCAAGUUAUAAUGUUUGCGAGUUUAAAAAGUAAAAUAAAAGAGGAAACAGGAAGUGACAUCAGUAAAUUGACCAGUAGUUGGAGAAGUGGUGGCUUUUUAGGAAGAAUAUCACUCAGAGAUGAUUCGUCAGCAACCAGCCCCUCGAGCUCUGGCGGUCUUGGAGACUCACCGGCUGAUUCCAUCUCACCGCAAAUGGAAACAUACUUGUCGGAACGUACUGGGGGCCAGAUAGACCAAGCAGCAUUACAGCAACAGUAUUCUGUACAGCUAGAAAAUAAAUUAAGAGAAAGGGAUACUUAUUGGGAACAAAAAAUUGAAGAAUUGAAGCUGUCUCUAGCAACAGUUCAAGGUGAAGAAGCAGCAGCAGCUCAAGCUGUAGCUCGUGCGGCCCAAGCCGAAGCUGUAAGGGCUGCAAACGAACGCGACUUAGCUGAAAAACAUGUGAGCGAACUGCGGACACAACUAGCAGCUGCUGAAAGAGCCCAAGACAGGCUCGAUGAGCUGAUGGAAGAGUUGGAGCAGUCCCGUCGCGAGUGGGCCCGCGAACGAGCGGACCUGCUCGCAGUGCGGGGCGAGAGCGAGGCACGCAUGCGCGACCUCGCCGACCAACUGGCGCUGGUGCAAGCCGCGCUGCCGCCUGACCACAAGCAUCACCACAUGGACGACGACGAUAAACGUGAAGUGACGCCGACCGCGUGCGCCGUGUACGACCGCGUGUGUCGCGAGCGUGCGGUACUAAAGCGACAACUGCAGGAAACUAAAAUGGCGCUCGCCGACGUCAAGACAUCGUGGAGCGGACAAAUAGCGUCUUUGGAGACUCAGGUGGCGCGAUUGUCGCGACAAGCCGGCGAAGAAGGAUCCGAGAGAAGAAGGGUUGAGAUAGAGAAAAAAGAGUUGCAAGAGAAACUUUCCAGCGUCGCCGCUGAUUUAGAAAAAUGUAGGCAGAAUUUAGCCAAUAGCGAGGCGAAGGUGGUGCGUUUGAACGGCGAAGUGCAUUCGUUGGCGAUGGAAGUGAAAUCUCUGCGGAAUUCUGCGGCGCACGUGGGCGAGAAGACAAUGGAGUUGGAAAAUCGGAUAGAAGAAUUGAACGAGGAAAACCGGCAGAUGCACGAGUCCCUUGAGAAUGAGCGUAUAUUAGUGAAGAUACUGCAAGAGAAGGUGGAUAAAUCUAACAGGCUGUACGACGAGCAGAAAGCUGAAGUCAACCACCUGAACUCCGUCGUGAACGAGAUGCAGCACGAUUACGUAGAUAUGCAGAGAAAGUUCGAGAAAGAAAAACGUGAGAAAGACGAAGCCUUGCUACGGAAUGCUCACAUGUCGCAGACAAUAGAGAUGAGCCAGUGCAACGUCAGGUACCAGGAGACCGAGAUCGCUGACCUCAAAGCAAAGAUAACGGAGCUGGAGGGACUUAUAUCUCAGCAUCGAGAGAAUCAAGCGGAAUACAUGUUAAUAAAACAAAGUGAAGAAACACGUAAGAAAGAAAUUGAAGCGUUAAACAAAAGGAUACACGAACUAACAGAGAGCGAGGCUACACUAAAAAGUACUAUACAAGAAUUAGAAACUGAAAUCUGUGAUAAAAAUAAGAAAAUAAAGACUUUAGACAAUCGAAUAUCUGACAUGAAGAAGACACUCCAAAGAGAACUGCAAAGUAGCAAAUCCGAUCUGACUUCGGCCGAAGAACAAGAUAUUAGCAGAAGGUACUUGAAGCACGUUGUGCUAAGGUUUCUAACCGGAAGGGAACUCGAAGCGAGACAGCUAACUCGUGCUCUCUCAGUCUUGCUCAGGCUGUCGUCGCACGAGGAGGCCCUCCUGCGCUCCGCCUUUCCUCCCCGAACGGGCCUCUCCGCCUGGUUCCCUUCGCUCACCAACACUUGAUCAAGUGAGCCAACGACGCUGUUACAAUAAAGCUUUAAACGGCCAGGUCCCAGGUGUUUGUAGACACGACUGAUCAACUAUAGUCCGGACAACGACACACGAACUUUCCUUAGGGUAGUUUAAUGUAGCUAUGAAGAGAACAAUACACCAACGAAUUAAUCACUACUUAUAUCAAUAAGGUAGAAGAGAUACUUCAUAAAUAUUAGUAAUUACUAUUGUGUAAUAUAAAUGAAAAAAAUAUGCAUGUAUCCAGUCAAUGUGAGCGGCACACUCACACAAAUGUAAAUAUCAACAAUCGUUGUUUGUACUAUAGCUGUAUAAACGCCUGUAUAUACGACGAUGCGUCUGUGCAGAUUUAAAAGAAUAUUUCAUGCAAUUAAUUGUAAACCUUUAUAAUCGAAGUCAUAUGAUGCACUUGAAAAUGUACAGAUAUAUUUAUUUGUAGAUAAUAAAUGUAGGCGUUACGUUUUAUUUUUAAGAUUUUGAUAAUAUUAAACACAAAGCCCGACAUCAGAGGCAGAAGGUCGAAUCUACAAUUUUUUUGUUUCUUAAAAUGUAUUCUUCUUUGAGCAUCAACCUCUGGAUAAAAUAUAUAUAUCAAUAAACUCUAAAUAAUACGUAUAGGUAUACACGUAUGAAUAACUAAGCCGUUUUUAUCUAUUUUUUUAUUGCCUUUGCCCUUUGUAGGUAGACGAGUCUACGGGCCAGUUGAUGGUGAGUGGUUACCGUCGCUCAUGGACGUCAGCAAUACCAGGAGCAAAGCCAAACCGCUGCCUACCAAAAGUACCAGAGUUACUCUCCGCAAGCCUCGCUUGAAAAAUGAGAUGUAGGGAUGAUCGCGAACAAUUUCUCAGACCGCUAUCCAUGGAACAUAC
This is a messenger RNA of Bombyx mandarina (wild silkworm), 2930 nucleotides long. It is a transcript of the gene Golgin97, whose product is annotated as Golgin 97. Gene Ontology annotation, cellular component: Golgi apparatus. Lineage: Eukaryota; Metazoa; Arthropoda; Insecta; Lepidoptera; Bombycidae. The record is from RefSeq and is a predicted model, not a curated record.